Zingiber officinale is the source of this 2041-nucleotide messenger RNA. RefSeq names its product (S)-beta-bisabolene synthase-like. Bases 10 to 1818 code for a protein of 602 amino acids. NCBI's taxonomy places the organism in Eukaryota, Viridiplantae, Streptophyta, Magnoliopsida, Zingiberales, Zingiberaceae. The record is from RefSeq and is a predicted model, not a curated record. The transcript has 8 exons. Gene Ontology annotation, biological process: diterpenoid biosynthetic process. Gene Ontology annotation, molecular function: terpene synthase activity; magnesium ion binding.
AUACAAAUCAUGGAGCUUGUUGAUACUCCAUCAAUUAAGGUUUUGGAAGACGUGGUUGUUGAUCGUCAGGUUGCAGGCUUCGAUCCCAACUUUUGGGAUGACUAUUUUAUUACAAAUAAAAAAUCACAGAUGGCUCUUCAGGCUUUUCAAAAUCAUAUACAAGUCAUGGAGCUUGUUGAUACUCCAUCACUCAAGGUUUUCGAAGACGUGGUUGUUGAUCGUCAGGUUGCAGGCUUCGAUCCUAGCUUUUGGGGUGACUACUUUAUUACAAAUCAGAAAUCACAGUCUGAGGCAUGGAUGAAUGAAAGAGCUGAAGAGCUCAAGAAUGAAGUAAGGAGCAUGUUCCAAAACGUGACUGGCAUCCUACAAACCAUGAAUCUAAUUGAUAUAAUUCAACUUCUUGGACUUGAUUACCAUUUCAUGGAGGAAAUAGCCAAAGCUUUAGACCAUCUCAAGGAUGUUGACAUGAGCAAAUACGGGCUCUAUGAGGUUGCUCUUCAUUUUCGACUGCUUAGACAAAAAGGAUUCAACAUUUCUUCAGAUGUAUUUAAAAAGUACAAGGAUAAGGAGGGAAAAUUUAUGGAAGAACUAAAAGAUGAUGCUAAGGGUCUCCUGAGCUUAUAUAACGCGGCUUACUUUGGAACUAAAAAAGAGACUAUACUCGACGAAGCUAUUUCUUUUACUAAAGAUAAUCUUACAUCUUUGUUAAAAGAUUUAAAUCCUCCAUUUGCAAAGCUAGUGUCUCUCACUCUCAAGACACCUAUUCAACGAAGCAUGAAACGAAUUUUCACAAGAAGCUACAUCUCUAUUUACCAAGAUGAACCAACACUAAAUGAAACAAUAUUUGAGCUUGCAAAGUUGGACUUCAACAUGUUACAAUGUCUCCACCAGAAGGAGCUCAAGAAAAUAUGCGCGUGGUGGAAGAAUCUGAAUUUAGACAUUAUGCAUCUAAAUUUUAUUCGAGACCGAGUGGUGGAAUGUUAUUGUUGGUCGAUGGUGAUACGUCAUGAACCUAGUUGUUCUCGUGCUCGACUGAUAUCGACUAAGCUACUUAUGUUAAUUACUGUCUUGGACGACACCUAUGACAGCUACAGCACACUAGAAGAGAGUCGACUACUUACAGACGCAAUCCAAAGGUGGAACCCUAAUGAAGUAGAUCAACUACCAGAAUACUUGAGGGAUUUCUUUCUCAAAAUGUUGAACAUUUUUCAAGAAUUUGAAAAUGAACUUGCACCGGAGGAGAAGUUUCGAAUAUUGUACCUCAAAGAAGAAUGGAAAAUUCAAUCUCAAAGUUACUUCAAGGAAUGCCAAUGGAGGGAUGACAAUUAUGUGCCCAAGUUAGAAGAGCACAUGCGUGUUUCAAUCAUAAGUGUGGGAUUUGUCUUGUUUUAUUGCGGAUUUUUGAGUGGCAUGGAGGGGGCAGUGGCCACAAAGGAUGCAUUUGAAUGGUUCGCAAGCUUUCCUAAGAUCAUAGAAGCUUGUGCAACAAUUAUUCGUAUCACUAAUGACAUAACUUCAAUGGAGCGAGAACAAAAGGGGGUACAUGUUGCCUCAACGGUAGAUUGCUAUAUGAAGGAAUAUGGAACAUCAAAAGAUGUUGCAUGCGAGAACCUCCUAGGCUUUGUUGAAGAUGCAUGGAAGACUAUCAACGAGGAACUCCUUACUGAAACUAGAUUGUCCAGGGAAGUAAUUGAACUAUCAUUCCACUCUGCGCAAACUACAGAAUUUGUAUACAAGCAUGUCGACGCAUUCACAGAACCUAAUACCACGAUGAAGGAAAAUAUAUUUUCUCUAUUUGUUCAUCCUAUCCCUAUUUGAUGACAGUAGUUGCUGCAAUCAUGUACUAUUUGAUAUCUUAUAUUGUCGUGUGCUUAAGUUAUUAUUGUUAGAAAAUUAGUUUGGUGACUAUUAGGUAUAAGAUGACUAUUUCGCAAGUAGACCGUUGUAAAUCAAUUUCUCAUUCAAUUUCUCAAGUGAAUGAGAAAUUAUUGUUUAAUGAAGGAUUGGUCCGAUUUGAUCGGACGGAAAUUUGAUUCGCAUA